AUGGGCGUUAGCUGUGGACUUCAUUUUCUAUCACUUGUGCUACUUGGCAUCAUUGCCGCGGUUGCUCUUAAAAGGUGCUAUGUAACGCCACUCCGCGAUAUUCCGGGUUCCUGGUUGGCAUCCGUGGCGAGCCUGUGGCAGGAGAUUAUCAAGCUCCCCAGAAGUCAUGGCAAUUUCGUUCGGGUCGCCGACAACGGAAUCAGUGUUGCCCAUCUCGAUGCGGUGCGCCAGUUGCUCCACGCCAAUAUUACCAAGGGAUCAUGGUAUUCGAUCUUUAGCUUGCCUGGCUAUCACUAUAUGAAUCAGAUGUCCAAGCGAGACCCUCAUCUACAAAUUCAAGCAUCUCUCGGCGAGGUGACCUUUUCUAGCCAAUUCCAAUUCUUCCCAACGGGUAGCAAUAUUCGCAAUGCCAUCGCCAAUACACGUGCGUUAGCUCUGUAUAUCGCCAUCAUGGGUCAUUAUGUCUGGCUACAUAACCUCUCCCACGGAAACCCGCUGCUCAGCCGGAUUGGCUUGCAGCCUCCCUCCCACAUUUUUGAUACAUGUCUCGCUGCUAUUCAGCAAAGAAAAUGCAGUUCUGCUGGUGUAAGACUCGAUAUGAUGGGAGGCUCGCUACGUGUCCGUCAUCAGUUACCUGAUCGCCUGAGCGAGUCGGCGGCAUUUUUCUAUUAUCUGAUCCGCCAUCCCCGGUACAAACUGAUGCUGCUACGAGAAAUAGAGGAGGCGCAGAUUGGGGGCGAUUUAUCUGAAGUGGUGUUGUACGCGGAGGCCGCAAAGCUGCCGUAUCUUCAAGCCCGCGUAGGUGACCUAACGAAUAGUAAUAGCUGCCAUGCAGCGAUUGAGACGGGGCUGCAUCGUGUAAUCCCAGCAGGCGGGCUCACCGUCGAUGACCAAUAUAUCCCAGCAGGAAUACGUUCCAAAUCCACGGUCCCUCGUAUAGAUCCAUGGGGCUUUCACCGCAAUCCCGGUCUCUUCGGGUCUGACUGCAACGACAUCAAUCCCUAUCACUAUGAAAUUCGACAGGCAGAUCCCAGAAGCUCGUGGAGGUUUGGAACACACUUCACAUCUGUGCCUUAUGGUUGA
Molecule: messenger RNA, 1083 nt
Organism: Aspergillus alliaceus
Lineage: Eukaryota; Fungi; Ascomycota; Eurotiomycetes; Eurotiales; Aspergillaceae
Exons: 10
Coding region: 1-1083 (360 amino acids)
Molecular function (GO): oxidoreductase activity, acting on paired donors, with incorporation or reduction of molecular oxygen; monooxygenase activity; iron ion binding
Source: RefSeq, a predicted model, not a curated record